Scomber japonicus (chub mackerel) is the source of this 573-nucleotide messenger RNA. It is a transcript of the gene csrp3, whose product is annotated as cysteine and glycine-rich protein 3 (cardiac LIM protein). Bases 1 to 573 code for a protein of 190 amino acids. The record is from RefSeq and is a predicted model, not a curated record. Gene Ontology annotation, biological process: cardiac muscle contraction; sarcomere organization; muscle tissue development. Lineage: Eukaryota; Metazoa; Chordata; Actinopteri; Scombriformes; Scombridae. Gene Ontology annotation, cellular component: Z disc; nucleus; cytoplasm. Gene Ontology annotation, molecular function: structural constituent of muscle; actinin binding. The transcript has 5 exons.
AUGCCAAACUGGGGAGGCGGAGCAAAGUGUUCAGCGUGUGAGAAGACGGUUUAUCAUGCAGAGGAGAUCCAGUGUAACGGGAGGAGCUUCCACAAGCCCUGCUUCAUCUGCAUGACCUGCAGAAAAGCACUGGACAGUCACACGGUCGCAGCACACGAGUCUGAGAUUUACUGCAAGUCCUGUUACGGGAAGAAAUACGGUCCAAAAGGCUACGGAUACGGGCAAGGAGCCGGAGCUCUGAGCUCUGAUCCUCCUGGAGAGAACGCCAACCAGCAGGCUGGAAAUUCAAAACCACGACCGACAAACUCCAAUCCCAGUAAAUUUGCACAGAAGUUUGGGAGUUCAGACCGCUGCCCUCGCUGCUCCAAAGCUGUCUACGCAGCGGAGAAGCAGAUGGCAGCGGGGAAGCCUUGGCAUAAGACCUGUUUCCGCUGUGCCCUGUGUGGUAAAAGUCUGGAGUCAACCACUGUGACUGACAAGGAUGGAGAGCUGUACUGUAAAGUUUGCUACGCCAAAAACUUCGGGCCUAAAGGAUUUGGACUGGGGAACGAGGCCAUGCUGGAGGAACCGUAG